GUGAAUGCUACCUGACGGACUGGAACCGGUGGAGCCCGUGUCAGCUGAGCUGUGUGGGGGGGGAUGACCUGGGUUUCGGCUCGGUGCAGGUCCGGUCCCGAGCCGUGGUGGCUCAGGAUCCAGAGAACCUGCUUCAGUGCCCGGAGCAGGAGCUGGAGGCUCGGCCGUGCACAGAGGGUCAGUGUUUCGAGUACAAGUGGAGGACCGGACCCUGGAGGGCUGCAUCUCGCCUCGUCUGGUGCCAGCGCUCAGACGGACUCAACGUCACAGGUGGAUGUCCGAUGACAACCGAGCCGAUAUCUGACCGCUCCUGCAGCCCGCCCUGCACCAAGCCGCGCUCCCUGUGCACAGAGGCGGGGGUGUGCGGCUGUGAGGACGGCUACACCGAGGUCAUGACCUCUGAUGGGGUCCUGGAUCAGUGCACGGUAAUCCCGGUGCUGGAGAUCCCGACGGCCGGAGACAACCGGGCCGACGUGAAGACGAUCCGGGGCUUCAACCCCACCCUGCCUGAAGCCAGCUCCCCGGGCAGAGGGGGGCGCACCUGGUUCCUGCAGCCCUUUGGACCAGAUGGGAAAAUGAAGACCUGGGUGUACGGAGUAGCAGCAGGAGCGUUUGUUUUGCUCGUCUUCAUCAUCUCCAUGACGUAUUUAGCAUGUUAUAGCUGUUGUUGCUUUAUCUGCACGUCGGGCUCAAAGCCUCCAUCAGAGGCGGGGCUCUGGGUGGACCCCCUCUCCCUGCCCUACACCUGCCCCGCCUGCCAGAGAGAGGAGCACGACCAACAACAACAACACCUACAUCUUGAGGCGCUGCUACAACAACCACCUCCCCCUCCUCCCCCACCUCCACCUCCUCCCCCACCUCCACCUCCUCCCCCUCCUCCCUUUGAGACCCUCAUCACUUAGACUUCACUUCUUCACCUCUCUUUGCCUCACCUCCAUUAGUGCCUAAAUGAAUCCGUGCCUCAUUCAGAGGAUCAUUCCUGCAGGUGAGAGUUAGAUCCAUCCAGCACAGCUCACACACCUGUAAAUACCAAACAGUCAGAUUCAGAAACAAAUCUGAAAUCUGGGGAAAAAAGUCAGAUUUCUUGAACAACUCCUAAUUCUUGGAAAAAAGUCAAUUCUAAAAAAAGUUUGAAUUCUGAGAAAAAUCUGAAAUCUGGAAAAAAGUAUUAAUUCUGAAAAAAAGUCAUGUUUUUUGGAAAAAAGUCAAACUUCUUGGAAAAAAGUCAUAAUUCUUUAUAUGAAAAUCUAUAUUUACAAAUUAAAAUGUUCGAUACUUUUUACCUUUAAAAACAACAAGGUUUUAUUGUCAAUACAAUACAAUCAAAAAUACAGACAUGUUAUUGGGAAUAAAAUACAAUACAAAAUAUAUUACCUUCAAUUGUUACCAUCAAUAAUUAAGAAUACGAUCAAAUUGACCCUAAAUAUUUUUUAGGCUCAAGAAAAAUACAAGAAAAUGUUUCACUAACUAAAAACAAACAGCAUGUUUUCAUUGUAAAUAAAACACAAUAAUAAUAAAAUACAUUUGACUCUAAAUACAAUCACAAAUACCGGAUGCACGCGUUUCACAGCCUCAGUUUCUCUCCCUGCAUGUUGACAUUAUGUAUUACCUUGCCUCUGGCGCCACCUGCUGGUCGACCUUCACAUUAUUCUCUCAUGUUUCCACUCCUUCAUUUCCACCAUCUCAAACUCACCUUCUCCCCGGCUUCCACCGGCAGGGAUCAGACUCUCUGAACUUCUUCUUCUUUGGUUUCU
Gymnodraco acuticeps is the source of this 1754-nucleotide messenger RNA. Its product is annotated as thrombospondin type-1 domain-containing protein 7A-like. Gene Ontology annotation, cellular component: plasma membrane. NCBI's taxonomy places the organism in Eukaryota, Metazoa, Chordata, Actinopteri, Perciformes, Bathydraconidae. Gene Ontology annotation, biological process: actin cytoskeleton organization. The record is from RefSeq and is a predicted model, not a curated record.